CACAUGGACUUUUGCCCAUGUUUUAAACGGAUUUUUUUUUUUUUUUUGCUAUUAAGUUUUUAUAGUUCUUCACAUUUUCUAGAGAAUUGUCCUUUGUCAGAUAUGUGCUUUGCAAAUAUCUUCUCCCAGACUACAGCCUAUUUGUCCUUCUAACUGGGUUUUUCUUUGAGCAAGAGUUUUUCAUUUGGAUAACAUCCAAUCUCUCAGUUUUUCCUUUUAUGAACUGUGCUUCAGACAUCAAAUCUAAGAACUGUUUGCCUGGCCCUAGAUCCUGAAGAUCUUCUUGUAUGUUCGUUUCUAAAAUUUUUGUAGUUUUGUCUUACACUUCAGACUGUGAUCCAUUUUGAGUUAGUUUUUAUAUAAGGUGUGAAGGAGGAGAGAGGUUGAUGUUCUUUUGAUUUUUUUCCCUAUGGAUGUCCAAUUGCUCGGCACCAUUUGUUAAUAAGUUCUCUUCCCUUCAUUGAUUUGCUUUUGCAACUUUGCCAAAAAUCAGCUGGGCCCAGGCAGAGUGGCUCAUUGCUAUAAGAAAAUUGCUGUUAACUAUGUGCCGACGCAUGAAAAAUGUUGUAAUCCUGAUAAAAAUCCUGAUAAUAAUACCUAUCUCUUUGUCUACAGUCUUUAGCUAUAUAUAUCUGCAAAGACAGAGGAGUCUAAAUAAAUGUAUGUACUUCAGAGGCCUGGGCUGAUGAAGAUAUUUUGGUCCCUACCUGGGAGACACUUGAACUCACACCGUGGGCACCUCUGGAGCUGACUGGGGAGAUUUUCCUGAAUUCUCAGCUCCCGCUGUGUCUGGACACCAUGUGGCUCCCCCAUCAGAGGAUGGCCUCACACUGCUGCUGGCCUGGGCCCUCGCACUGAUUCACAUCUAGAAGGGGACCAGGUCGUAGAGUAACCCUCGGUCCAUGUCUCAGCUCUAGACUCACAGGGUGGGAGGUAAGACUGUGGAUGUGUGGGUGUGGGAGGGUGAGGACGACCCCUGGACCAUCCUGCAAUUUCCUGUUUGCCAAAGAAGACUCCAUUCUGGAGAAGAGAGAGACAGGGGGUGCAGGGAGCAUCAGUCCUCUCCUGGCUCUCAAUGGACAUGGCAUCAAAUCCACUAUGACACAUAACCUGUCUGGCACAUCUCUCGCCCCAGGGCCCAGCAUGUCUCUGCAGGAAGGCAGGGCAUCCCACGACAUCACGAGCUCCUCUAGGAAUAUAGGAGCCAAGGAGCUGCUGAGAUCUGCUGAUCACCUGCUCACUCCACUGCAGCCACCCGGAGCCAUGGCUCCCAAGGCCACAUCCUGAGUGAGGACAGGACCUCAUUUCCACCUGAACCCAUCUCCCAUCUCAGCCACCACAGGGGCUCACUCCUGACCCCAAACUACACCUCACCUCUUCUUCUGUUCCUGUGCCCGGCCUUCUCCCCAGACAUGGCUCCAUCACAGCAAUUCUCUAUCCACAGCUCGUGGGUCAGCCCCAUCCACAGCCCCCAGGUCAGCCCCACCCACAGCCCCUGGGUCAGCCCCAUCCACAGCCCUGUUUCUGUCCCCAGACUACUGCCCAAAGUCUUGCCUAGCACUGGUUCCAGCCUGAUCUUUUCCUAAAUGUUGCUGCCGGUCACCCCCAUAGCACAGCACAAGUCUCAGCGCAGCCUCUUCCCUGCCUGACCCCAGCUGAGCCUCCAGCUCUGAAAUCCUCCAAAACCAGGAAACAACAACAAUGCCCUGAACCCUAAGGCCAUUUCUUCCAAGAGUCCUGCCUGCACCCCUUGACCACAGAGAGACUGAGGGUGGAGAGGGCAUUUGUCCUCUCCUGGCACUCAAAGGACCUGACAUUAAAUCCACCACAGCACAUAUCCUGUAUGGCACCCCUCUUGCCCCAGGGCCCAGUGUGUCUCUUCAGGAGGGCAGGGCAAGGUCGGCUUCUAGCCCUUCCCAGAGCCUCACUCAGGGCAGAGACUCCCUCGGAGCCACCCUUCCCCAGGCUGGGCUUCCAAGGAUUGUCUGUGGCUUCCCGAUCACCCCUCCUCCCUUUCCCUCUCCCACAGCUGUCUUGGCCUCUCUCUGCACCCUCAGGCUCCUCUGCUCACCCAGAGCCCCAAGUGAGCCCAGGAGGGAUUGGGAAGCUGGGGGAGGAGUGUGGCUCCCAGGGGAACCCAGGUUGGGACCCACCUGCCACCCCCAUCUGGACCUCACCAGCUCUGUCUCCUCCAGUGGCCCCCAUGAGUCCUUACCUGAUGCUGUGCCAGCCGCACCUGAGAUGUGGGGACAAGUUCUACGACCCCCUGCAGCACUGUUGCUAUGACGAUGCCGUCGUGCCCUUGGGCAGGACCCAAAGGUAUGGAAACUGCACCUUGAGGGUCUGCUUCGAGCAGUGCUGUCCCUGGUCCCUCAUCUCCGAGGCAUCCCUCAUGGUGAAGAUGAAAGGCCAGAAGUGCCCCUCAGCCCUGACUUCGGAUGACAGGCUUUGUCGCAGGUGAGAUGAGAUGUUUUAAUACUUCCUGUCCCAGAGGUUUAUUUACUUUUUUUUUUAAUUAGGUCUAGUUUUGUUUUUUGUUUUUUUUUUUUGUGACAGAGUUUCGCUCUGUCACCCAGGCUGGAGUGCAGUGGCACUAUCUUGGCUCACAGCAACCUCCGCCUCCUGGGUUCAAGCAAUUGCCUCAGCCCCCUGCAUGGGAUUGUUUGUGCAGGGAAGCAGAUGGGCUGCAUGCCUGUUCUACCCUGGGUGGAGUCCCCGUUCUCCCUGCUCUACUCACUCCACCUUUCUUUUUUCCUCCACUAGUUUCUCUUCCUCCAUCUGUUUUGAUUUCUGUGGGAAGUAGAAGAGUUCCUUUAAAGUUUCCUUUCCUGUUAAAGAACAAAUUAUAAGUGUGCUAAUAAC
Cebus imitator (Panamanian white-faced capuchin) is the source of this 2862-nucleotide messenger RNA. RefSeq lists its product as uncharacterized. Lineage: Eukaryota; Metazoa; Chordata; Mammalia; Primates; Cebidae. Gene Ontology annotation, molecular function: signaling receptor binding. The transcript has 2 exons. The coding region runs from base 1844 to 2461 and encodes 205 amino acids. The record is from RefSeq and is a predicted model, not a curated record.